This is a messenger RNA of Rhopilema esculentum, 3603 nucleotides long. RefSeq names its product F-box/WD repeat-containing protein 7. The record is from RefSeq and is a predicted model, not a curated record. Gene Ontology annotation, biological process: ubiquitin recycling; proteasome-mediated ubiquitin-dependent protein catabolic process. Gene Ontology annotation, molecular function: ubiquitin binding. NCBI's taxonomy places the organism in Eukaryota, Metazoa, Cnidaria, Scyphozoa, Rhizostomeae, Rhizostomatidae. Gene Ontology annotation, cellular component: cytoplasm; nucleus.
CUUUGCAUCAUGGGAGCAUGCUUGUUUAUAAAUCGCUUAUGGUGUACUGUUUGGUGGAACUGUUGGCGCCGUAUAGCCAAAUUUCACGACCUGCUUUUCUGUUUACCAACUUUCUUAUCCACUUGCAGAGCAUUCGGAACCAAGAGAGUGAAAAGCACAUAAUGUUGGAUGAAGAUGAAAUUAUUGACAUCAAUAAUGCCUCCCAAGAAGAAUGGGAAUUGCUACCUGGAAUAGGCAAAGCAAAGGCACAGACAAUUUCAGAAUUCCGUAACAGCAUAGGAGGCAAAUUUUCUGCUGUUGAAGAUUUGAAAAAUGUUCCUGGUAUAUCAAGUGUGCUGUUUGAGUCUUUGGUCCCAAGACUGAUUUGCCGUACAAGUUCAACACGAAAACAAGUCUCCGAAAUUAUCAUACCUACAAAAAUGGCAUUAAGGUCAUCUCCAAACCCAUCGCCUUCUUCAACUAAGGGUAAAUUAAAAAGGAAAGCAUGGACAAAUCAUAGUAAAAGUGUAUUACCUUCAACUGAAAAGAAACAGCGUGGCUUGAACUUGAUGCAAGAAACAAAAUCUAACUUUGAAAAAUCUUCAGAUGGAAUUUACAUGACGUAUCCACUACCUUCCUGUGCUGUUCCAUCUGAAUCUGUACGGAAGCGUCUUCCCUCAAAAGUAGCUGGACCACCCAUCUCUUUGACUCAGUGGUUGAAUGACUUUCAGGGCUGGAAUAAUGAAGAGAGGACAUCAGCCUUAAAUGCGCUUGUAGAGCUGUGUGACAUGUCCCUUGUUAGACAUCUCAUGGCAAAAAUUGAGCCAUUAUUUCAAAGGGACUUUAUCUCACUUUUACCAAAAGAGCUUGCUUUGUAUGUUCUGUCAUUUCUAGAGCCAAAAGAUCUUUGUCGAGCUGCACAAACUUGUAGAUACUGGAGAAUAUUAGCCGAAGACAAUAUAUUAUGGAGAGAAAAAUGUAGAGAAUACGAUGUGUAUAUUGAAGCAGAAGAUUGGAUAAAUAGACCUUUAGCUACAGAAAGUUCAAAAGAAGAUGGGAAACCUUGUCUAGAAGUGCCCCACAAAAAGAUGUUUUUGAAGCAGUACAAAGUUGAAAUGAAUUGGCGAUGCAAGCCAGUGCGGACACCAAAACACCUCAAAGGCCACGAUGAUCAUGUCAUUACCUGUUUGCAAUUUGAUGGAAAGAGAAUUGUGAGUGGAUCAGAUGACAAUACUCUAAAAGUUUGGUCGGCAAUUACUGGAAACAUUAUUCGAACACUGGUUGGACAUACUGGUGGAGUGUGGUCAUCUCAACUUAAAGAUGACAUUGUUGUUAGUGGAUCAACAGACAGGACUCUUCGUGUUUGGAAUGCAGAGACAGGAGAAUGCACCCAUGUUUUGUAUGGUCACACCUCAACUGUUCGAUGCUUAGCCCUUCAUGGGGACAAAGUGGUCAGUGGAUCUCGAGAUGGUACUCUCAGAGUUUGGGAUAUUCAGCAGGGUCAGUGCCUACAUGUUCUAGUUGGACAUGGUGCUGCUGUUAGAUGCGUUCAAUAUGAUGGUGAAAGGGUUGUCAGCGGUGCCUACGACUUCUUAGUGAAAGUUUGGGAUCCUACUACAGAAACCUGUCUUCAUACGCUAUCCGGGCACUCCAACAGAGUAUACUCACUGCAGUUUGAUGGGUCACAUAUUGUUAGCGGUUCACUAGACACAUCAAUCCGUGUUUGGGAUGGUGAAACCGGACAGUUGCGGCACACUUUGCUUGGGCACCAAUCACUAACUAGUGGGAUGGUACUGCGUAAUAAUAUACUAGUGUCGGGCAAUGCUGAUUCCACAGUGAAAAUUUGGGAUAUUGUUACCGGACAAUGUCUGCAUACUUUGGCAGGGCCUAACAAGCAUCAAAGUGCAGUCACUUCGUUGCAAUUCAACAGUAAAUUUGUUAUAACCAGUUCUGAUGACGGAUCAGUUAAGUUAUGGGACUUGAAAACAGGGGAAUUCGUUCGGGACUUGGUGAAACUUGAUAGUGGGGGCAGUGGGGGAGUUGUGUGGAGAGUGAAAUGCAAUGACAAGAAAUUAGUAUGUGCUGUUGGGAGUCGCAAUGGUACAGAGGAGACUAAAUUAUUUGUGUUAGACUUCGAUGUUCACGAGUAGCAUUUCCACCAAUGUAUAAUUGUUAGAAAAUAAAAGAAUUUUGAAAUAGCCAGGCAUCUCCAGAAUUCGUCAUGAAAAAUUUUACCCCCCCCCCCUCUCCUCCAUAUUGCUAGAAUGACACCUCCUGUAUCACAAUCACUGUUCGCAGAGACAUCCUAGCCGGGAAACACCAGAGACCCUUGCCUCCCAACUUUUUGAAAAAUUGCUUUUUUUAUCGUUAGAACUUUUAUGAAAAUGCCCCUUUUCUUAGCAUAGUCCCCCUUUCUAUCUUUGCCCCUCCAACUUUGAAAUGCUUUCGACAUCCCUGGGUAUUAAUAGUUCAAAAAUGAUAUUUUUGGUGACCUGUUCUGGUUUGCUUUAUUAUAUCGUAGUAUUUAGUUGCUGUCCAUACUAAUAUUUAUCAUUUGAUAUUUUAAGAAAAAUUGAAAUACGGGGUUAAUUCUUCCAACAUUAAAGAAACAAGAGCAUGAAGAUCUAUACACUUCGAGGCGAUGGGCUGAGCUGAUCGUUUCGAGCUGAUAUAAGUUGCCAGUUUACUCGCAUACCGUUGUUGAGCAGCACUGCAGUAACGGCUCUUUUCUACCUAAAUACCUCUAAUUAAUCAAAUAUUGAGUAGUAGAAUCACCUCUCACAUUUCCCUCAAUUCAACUGAUUGUAUUAUAGGUCGGUCGCAGGUACAUUGCUGUGUGUCAAGCAUUCUUCUCUUACCAGGGGAAGUUUUAUUCCCUUUUAUAUGCACCCUGAGGUCUUUAACUUCGAAUUACAAAGCUUCCAAAUUUUGUUGAAAUUCUCGGUUGCAAAUUAUUUACAUAUAUUAUUAAUUAAGCACAGAUAAAACCUGGCUGUUCGUCUAAAUUUAGUUCUUAAGGUUAUCGUCAAUCUUUUUGACUUCUUUUCUUCGUUUGAGAUGUUUUAGUUCAUGCCAUCAAAAUUCAGACAGAAAGAUUUCAUGCCCAGUAUUAAAGCAGCGUUGUUUGCGCACGCCAGCCUCUGCAAACUUCUGUCAUAAUCCUGCAGUGAGCAAAAGAAAGAAGCUUUUGCUAAACAAGACCUAUUCUCAAAUUUAUACUAAUUGAGGGUCAAAAUAAUAAGUAGGUUUACUUCUACUAUUUAUGAUUUGCUUUACCCUCUGCCCUUCGUCGAAAGCUGCUUGGAUUUAGCGCGUGUUAUAAAAUCUAAGCAGGAAUAUGAUAUAGGCCCAUAACAGGCCUAAGUUUUGCCUUACCCACCGAAAGCUUUAUUAGCCUUUCUGUUAUUUAAGAAAGAUUUUGUACAUAUAAAAACAUAGCGAGCCUCUGUAUUAGGACGAGACUUAGUCACCGGCAAAUGUCCUAUUGAAAAAAGGCGUUUUAGGCAGUCGUUCUUUUAUCUUACCCAAAUAAUAAAUAACUUAACUGCGCAAUGAUAAUCUUAUUUCGAUUGUAAAUUUGUUGAAAAACGUUUAAUAAAUAUAUUUGGAAAUCUUUACCAAGAA